Messenger RNA from Pochonia chlamydosporia 170, 255 nucleotides. RefSeq lists its product as hypothetical. Lineage: Eukaryota; Fungi; Ascomycota; Sordariomycetes; Hypocreales; Clavicipitaceae. The transcript has 2 exons. The coding region runs from base 1 to 255 and encodes 84 amino acids. The record is from RefSeq and is a predicted model, not a curated record.
AUGCAAUUGAAGGUCUUCACCUUGGCGUUCAUCAUUGGAUGUACCACUGCCAAGCGCUGGGCCGGCAUGAAAAAUCUCCCUGACGGUCCUUACAAAUGUAUCACUCACGCCAACGGCCUUACCUCAGACCAACAGAGGCGGUCUGACUUUGCUAUCGAAAAGCGCAAGAUUGACUGCUGGGGAUACCUGCUCGACCACGGGGGUGUUGACGAUGCUGUUGUAUCGCUAGGAAUAGCUAUGGAAUUGAGGGAUUAA